Molecule: messenger RNA, 2576 nt
Organism: Zeugodacus cucurbitae (melon fly)
Lineage: Eukaryota; Metazoa; Arthropoda; Insecta; Diptera; Tephritidae
Gene: MFS17
Product: sialin
Exons: 6
Coding region: 822-2468 (548 amino acids)
Biological process (GO): monoatomic anion transport; transmembrane transport
Cellular component (GO): plasma membrane
Molecular function (GO): transmembrane transporter activity
Source: RefSeq, a predicted model, not a curated record
UUAUAUAUUUGAGUAUUUGUGCCAGCGAUACUCCAACUUUCUCGUUCAAGUUUGGAUAUAAAAGUAAAAGUUAAGCGCAAUAAUUCGGCAGUAAAGACUGACUACUUCUGAACUUUCAGAAUUCCAGAAACGCUGUACGCCGAUAUUGAAAUUCGUACGUAUUGCGAUUAAACAGCUUUAAACAAGAUUCAGUUCCAUUCCAAGAUCCAUAUGUUCCCUGCCAAGGAUUGUCAAAGCAUUACUCAUAAUUAUUUGUGGAAUCUUUUAUAACGCUGUAACAACAACAACAAAAUACAGUACUUAUCUAACCGCCCUCGUAUGUGUAUGUGUAUAAUCACACAUUAUCGUCUGGCAUGAAUUGUUGUUUGUUAUGUUUACUUCAGUUGUGGACGUAGUCUGAUAGCGUGGGAUUAAGUUGUCAAUAUAAAAUGUAUGUACGCAAAGACAUUAUCGUGGAACGUAUAGGCGCCUAAGGAGUGAGACACUCAUUUCGCCAAACAGCUCAAAGCGGAUAUUUGAAAGUAAGCUUAAAAGCUUUUGAUAGAUGUCGAAGUAGUUUUUAGAGCAAUAAAUUAAAAAUAAUUUUUUGGAAAAAGAAAUUAUAGACUCUACCAAAAGACGCUGUACUUGCGCAGGCGCUGUAGGCAAAGGAUUGUACCUGAUAUAGAUUGCAAUAUUCUAUAGCACUCAUCUACGCUCAAUGAUAAUAAGACGAAUAUUAUUUGUACUUAAUUAUCUUAUUUUAACUAUAAAUGCUGUAUACAUUCCAACGCCAUUCGACUAAAGUUUCUGCGUAAUUUUAAAAUCAAGCUUGCAUAAUUAUGUAUACUUCACAUUCAGACAAACGAACAUCAAGGUUAUAUGAAGUAACUGAAGCUUCAACCAACAAUGAAUCUGCAGAAGAGAACCAACAUCAAAGAGAAACCAACUUUUGCUUUAGACUUAAUGCUCGAAUACCUGCUCGUUUGGUACUUUACUUUCUAUCAUGGUCUGGUUUUUUGGUUUCAUUUAUGAUGCGCAAUGAUAUCAACUUCGCCUUGGUCGCAAUGGUUCGUCCAACAGACGAGUUGAAUUCCCUUAGCACCGACGAUUCGAGCAGCAAAUCGUUUGGCGCCGCUGAAACAAAUGAAACAAGUAAACAAGAUUUUUUCAAUGAUGAAAAUACGCAUAUAUCUGUGAUAAACUCAACAAUGAACUCUGCUGGCAGUGAUGGUUUAUAUGAUUGGUCCCCAACCGUGAAAUCAGUAGUUGUAAGUUCUUUUUACUGGUGCUAUGUGUUGUCACAAGUUGUCGGCGGAAUUGCUACACAAUACUUUGGUACAAAACAAGUAUUUGGGUGGUCUCAAUUUGCUACAGCAUUAUGCAGUCUAGGCAUUCCCUUCGCUGCUGACUUACACUAUUCCGCUGUGAUAAUAUUACGUUCUGUACAAGGUUUCGCUUCUGGCUUAACUUGGCCCGCUAUGUACGCAAUAGUUGGCUACUGGAUACCGUUAGCCGAACGGUCUCGGUUUAUGUCCAGCUUUCAGGGCUUCAGCAUAGGUAUCGGUUUAACAUACCCUUUAUGUGGAUUUAUUAUUGAUAACUUUGGCUGGCGAUAUGUAUUUUUCACUACCGGCUCCUUAGGUAUGUUUUGGUGUGUAUUGUGGUAUUACUUAGCAUUCAACACACCUAAGGAGCAUCCACGUAUCUCUGCGCAGGAAAUUGAAUACAUUGAAGUGAGUGUUAGUUCCGAGGCAAAAGAAGCAAUAGGCAUGGACGUGCCAUGGAAAUCCAUUUUCACUUCUUUGCCCGCGUAUGCGAUUGGCAUAACUACAUUUGGUAGAAUAUGGAUUCAUUACAUAUUUAUUGUAUGCGGUCCAAAUUUUAUGAAAAAUAUGCUGAAAUUCAAUUAUAAAGCCAACGGUUUCCUCUCCGGAAUGCCAUUUAUAUGCUCCUACAUCUCGUCGGUUCUAUUUUGUUACAUUGCGGAUAAAUUGAUGCUAAAUAAUUGGAUGAGCCUCACAAAUGUUCGUAAACUUUUUACUGCCUUGUCGCAAGUGGUGCCCGGUAUUUUGAUUUACUGUAUUGGGUAUAUUGACGAAAACAUUGUGUUGCUAUUAGUAAUUUGGUUUGUGGCAGUUACAUUCAUAACAGCUUCAUAUGCUGGGGCAAUGGCUAACAUUGUUGAUAUUGCGCCGAAUUUGGCAGGACCGGUUCUUGCUUUUUGCCAAACAAUACAUAUGUCAGCAUCAUUCCUUUCUCCACUGGUUUCGGGUAUAAUUGUCACAAACGAGAGUUCCAUUGAACAAUGGCGCAAGGUCUUUGGUGUUUCAUCGGCAAUCGCAAUUUUAACAUAUGUCGUUUUUCAAAUCUACGGAACCGCUGAAAUUCAAAGCUGGAACUACCCACAGUCACGUAUUGACGGUACUGCAGAAGAGAGCCAAAUCCUUAAAAAGCGGAAAGAACAUAUACGGAAGGACGAAAUGUAGAUUAUCUAGUUAUAUUUGUACUUAACUAAGUUAAAGUUUUUUAUACAUCUCUUUUAAAUGUACGUUCAAAAACCUAAUAUCAUAAGAAAUGCUAAAUUUGCACUAAUA